CUUUCCCCGCCUUGUUUGAUUUAUCAAGGUGGCAAUCAAAUACUUUGAUUUGAGUUUUUUUAUCAGGAGACGCUCCAAUUUUUCGGACCGACAGUCACCGACGGCCCGUUGAAUGUCAUGUGUGACGGACGACUCCUUAUUAUUAUGGGCGGCUAACUGACGCUAUGGGUCCUGGGAAUGCUAUAUAUACAUGAGAGGUUAAGAGAAGCAAAAGCAGAUCAAGCCAAUCAGUGGAUUUCAUACUCAAACGCUUUCGCCUCUUGAUACGGAGUAUUACCCACCUGAGUCUUACUUGACCAACUUCAAUUUUAACGCGGACUCAGUAAUAGAUCACUCUUCUUCAAGAUGGUCGGUUUUGGAUCUAAGCGCCUUCGCCAGGAAGCAAUGGAGGCCUCCAUGGUUCCCACAUCUGAUUCGGAGCGACGACCAUGGCAUGCCCACUCUCGAGCGUAUCUGCUCGCUAGUGUAGGCUUCCUAGGUAUCUUCCUUUUCGGUUACGAUACUGGUCUUGGUGGAGGCGUCAUCGCUCUUUCUUCUUUUGCCACAUCUUUUAACAUCACUGGAACCAGUGACGAAAUUGCGGAUUUGCAGGGUAACAUUGUUGCUAUCCUACAAGGCGGAGCCUUCUUCGGUGCCAUUAUUGCCGCUUGGGUCAACGACUGGUUGGGUCGAAAGUACUCUCUUAUGGUUGGAUGCUGGAUCUUCAUCAUCGGUGCCUGCUUCCAAACUGCGGCCAGCUCUCAGCUGUCAUGGGUAUACGGAGGACGAUUCACUUCGGGUUUCGGAGUAGGUCUCAUGUCAGCUGUCUGCCCUACCUAUGCCAGUGAGAUUGCGCCUAAGGAAAUUCGUGGCCGAAUCACUGGUAUGUUCCAGGUUAUUGUCGUCAUCGGCGUUGCCUUCUCCUACUGGAUUAAUUAUGGUGUAACCUUCAUGGACCAAAACCGAGGGAACAUUGUGUGGCGAAUCCCCAUCGGCUUCCAGCUCGUCCCUGUUGGUAUCAUGGUCAUGCUCUUGCCUCUCCUCAAAGAAUCCCCUCGAUGGCUCGCAACCAAGCACAAGGACGAAAGAGCACUUGCCAACCUCGCUUGGAUUAGGAAGCUUCCCGUCACCGACCAGUCUGUUCAGCUUGAAUAUGCUGAAAUCGCCGCUGCUAUCAGGGAGGAGGAGGAGGCUACCAAGGGCGCCUCUUGGAGGGAAGUUUUUGCCAAGGGUAACCCCAUCCGAUUCAUCAUCGCUUUCGUUGUCUUCACCCUUCAGCAAUGGAGUGGUCAGAACUCUAUUUCUUACUAUGCUCCCAUUAUUUUCCAGUCUAUCGGUAUCAGAGGUAGCAAGUCUGGAUUGCUCGCCAGUGGUAUCUACGGUAUCGUCAAGAUUAUUGCCACCGGUACUUUCAUCGCCUUCGGUAUUGAGAGAUUCGGCAGGAAGAAGCCUUUGCUCUUGGGUGUCAGCCUUAUGUCCUUGUUCCUUUGGAUCAUCGGUGCCAUCUUCAACACCCACCUUCCUGACAAAAACGCCACUACUACUUCCGCUGCUUCCAUCGCUAUGGCUGUCAUGAUUUACCUUUUCGUCAUCCCUUACUGCUUCUCUGUUGGUCCUCUUCCAUGGGUUAUCUGUUCUGAGAUCUUCAACAACCGCACACGUCAUUAUGGUCUCAUGACUGCCGCCGCCACCCAAUGGCUCUGGAACUUUGCUGUUACCAAGGCUACCCCUCUCAUGGUCAUUCACAUGCCUAAGGGUGGGAUCUUCUUCUUUUUCGCUGCUAUCAAUAUAAUUUCGUUCUGUCUCGCCAUGUUCCUUCCCGAGACAUCAGGUGUCUCUUUGGAGUCUAUGGACGUCAUCUUUGGUUCCGUCACCAAGGAGGAACGAGAGGCCGAGAUUGCGAGACGAGCAGUCGAGCUCGAAGGCCGAACACUCGACGAGGAGGAGAAGCAUGGAGCUGAGCACCUGGAGCACUUUGACGAAAAGGAAAAGGAAAGGGUUUAAAGGAUUUAUAGGUUAUCUAAUUAUUUGUCUGGAGGGUUAUUGAGAUAGGGUUUUGAGUAUCUUGGUGUAUACUUUAGCGGUGAAACGAUUAUCGGGUCUUGUAAUAAUCAGAAAGCUCAUGGUACAUCUGAUGUAUAUGCAACUGGUACAUCUAUUAUGC
This is a messenger RNA of Cryptococcus deneoformans JEC21, 2143 nucleotides long. Its product is annotated as sugar transporter, putative. Gene Ontology annotation, molecular function: carbohydrate:proton symporter activity. Gene Ontology annotation, cellular component: membrane. The record is from RefSeq and is a predicted model, not a curated record. Gene Ontology annotation, biological process: transmembrane transport; carbohydrate transport. Lineage: Eukaryota; Fungi; Basidiomycota; Tremellomycetes; Tremellales; Cryptococcaceae. The coding region runs from base 346 to 1983 and encodes 545 amino acids. The transcript has 10 exons.